CGACUCCAGUAGGAGGCUGCGAGGAGCGAUGCACAGGGACGGCUGGCACCGGUACCAGGAGAUGCAGGCGGGUACCGGUACCGGGAGGUGCCUGCUCCGUGACGGUCUCCAAUGGCUGGUGCGACCGGUGCCGGGAGGUGUCAAUCUGGUAGCGCUGGUGCCGGUACCGGGAGGUGCUGGUAUAGAGCAGGAGCCUUCAGGCACCGAUCAUGCGUGAUCCAGCCCCAUUGCGGCUGUCACCCAUACCGACAGGACCCGAGGAACGACCACGCAUCAUCCGGCACCGGCCCCGCUCCCUGUGCCGGGCGGUUCGGUCCUGGCAGCUCCCGGUGCCGCUCCUCUGCAUGCGCCCCCCGCCAGCCCCAUCCCCGGGGAGCGAACUGCACUCCGGGAACCGAUUUUGGGUUCCGCGGAGCACCGGCUGUCUGCCGUCCAGCGCCUCGCAGGUGUAGCAUUUUGGGGCUAAAACAGCCUGCUUCGGGUUUGCUGCUUGUUGGUUUGGUUUGUUGUUUUGUUUUGCAGAGAGAGCAGUGCUUUGGUCACGGCGCUUUGAACUGCGUCGUCCUUUUACUGUCGGACAGGGGGAAAAAACAAAUGUGUAAAAUGAACCGUCCCCAUGGGCGGUCCCCAAUGGAUCAUCUACCAACGGAGGGUGCUUUCCUCUCCUUUGCUUUUGGGGCAGCAGCACUUUGUUUUCUGCUUUUCCUUUAGUACGGGUUUACGGGCUGGGCAAACAAAUUCGGCGAAGGUCAGCGGUUGGGUUUGGGGUUUAAAAAAGGGAUAUAUUGUCUGUUCCAGAAACAGCAUCUAAGCUAAAAAUCAUCAAAACCGGAGGUGUGGGGUUCCAACCUUCAGGCUUUGAAUAAUGUUAGGAAGCACGGCUGCUUUAAUUUUAUUUUGGAAGGACUCCUUUUUCUUUGCAGAAGGUGGAAGGACACUCUCCCAGGAAGCAGCUGCCCGGGAGGAUCCCAACACAGAGAGCCCUGAAAGAGACCUUCAGCAAAGUGGUGCUUGAAGAGUGAUGGUCUUAAAAUGAAAAGGUGCUGUGAGGGUGUUGGGCUGCCAUGCCUGUUUAAGGGUGUUGGCAUGGCCAGCUCCCGGCCUCCCAAGUACCUCCUGGUCUUUGAUUUCGAUGAGACCAUCAUCAAUGAGAACAGCGACGACUCCAUCGUGCGUGCAGCACCGGGGCAGGCGCUGCCUGAGCACAUCCGACAGAGCUUCCGCGAGGGCUUCUACAAUGAGUACAUGCAGUGUGUCCUGGCCUACAUGGGGGACCAGGGCGUCAAGAUGGGGGACUUCAAGGCCGUCUAUGAGAACAUUCCCCUGUCUCCAGGCAUGCCUGACCUCUUCCAGUUCCUCUCCAAGAACCACGAGCUCUUUGAGAUCAUCCUCAUCUCCGACGCCAACAUGUUUGGCAUCGAGUGCAAACUGAGGGCGGCCGGUUUUUAUUCCCUCUUCCGUAAAAUCUUCAGCAACCCGUCCAGCUUUGACAAGAGGGGUUACUUCACCUUGGGGCCCUACCACAGCCACAAGUGCCUUGACUGCCCAGCCAAUAUGUGCAAACGCAAAAUCCUGACGGAGUACCUGGCCGAGAGAGCGCAGGAAGAGGUGGAGUUUGAGAGGGUAUUUUACGUUGGGGAUGGUGCCAAUGACUUCUGCCCUUCGGUGACUUUGACUUCAGCUGACGUUGCUUUCCCCCGGAAGGGCUACCCUAUGCACCAGAUGACCCAGGAGAUGGAGAAGAAGCAGCCUGGAGCUUUCCAGGCCACUGUUGUUCCCUGGGAGUCAGCUACCGAGGUUGCCCGCUAUCUGCAGGAGCUCCUCAAGAAGAAGUGCUGAGGAUGGAUGGCUCCAAAGAGGCUUGUUUACGACAAACAGCUGGGAAGGGAGAAGGCUGGAAGGUCACGUCCUGCACCCCGUGUUUAUUUGGCACUGCUCACUUGGACUUUGAUUCCUGGACUGCUUUCCUGCCUUCCUCUCCGAGCUCCUAUCUCCCCAGUGAUUGAAGCACUUUCUCUCCCCCUACGUCCUUUCCUCUUCCCUCUGCCACAUUGAGAUGAAGUCUUCUCUAUGCAGCUUAGACAGCUUCUCUGCUGUUGGUGGUUGGCAACACUAAUGGUAUGGUUUGGUUUUUUUCCCUUUUUGACUUCACAAGAGCAGUUCUUUACCAUCCACAAGUCAGCUCUCCUGCAGGCUGAGCCCUGCACGUGAUUCCUCUUGACUUCACCCCUCUCACCUCCUGCCCAUCUCCACUCUCCAUGCAGGAGCCUCAUGCUGUUGCCUUGAACCCAGUGCUCCAAGGGCUCUUUGCCUCGCCAGGAAGCCACAAGAAAUUUAGUCUAGGCAGUUUGUGCUGCCCAGGCUCCCCAGCUCACCAUGCAUCCCACUCCUUGCUCAGCAGAUGAGCCUCGCACAGGAAUUUAUUGUCCCUUCAGACUUCAUUUUCUGAAGAGAAAAAUCAUGAGAAAUCAAGGAAACCUAUUGGAAGGUUGGUACCAUGCAAAAAUAAAAAGCAACCCUCCUUCAGUUCCCAUUGCCCUCACCCCAUUUUUCUGGGGGGGAGGCAGAACGGCCACAUCCUGCUUGAGGAGAAGGACCUGACUUCACCUUUCUCUUCCUCCCCAUCACUUCUCCUCCUGGGGCAGCAGCCCCCCAGUGCAGACAGCUCAUCUCCAUGUCUUUGCUGGGUUGUAUUGACUGCUCUGCAACCUCCUGCCUUGGUCCAGAGGUGCUGAAAUCCUCCCAGCUGGAGAGAAAGGUGCUUUAGCACUUCUGGUAUCAGCUCCCCCAGAGGCCAAACCCUUUACGCCACCACAGUGUUAAUUGCCCAUUCUAAUUGCACUCUGUGAAAGGGAGCUUGCAGUAUUUUGCUCUCUGGUGUUGGCUUUUCCUGGAUUUAUCCACAGCCUUAAAUGACCCCCGAGAGUGGCUUGUAACUACUCCAAAGCAUAGAAAUCCUGGCAACAAAUCAGAGAGGUAAGGAAAUAACCAAAGUAGCCCUGAGAUGAUCCUCCUUUAUUUCAUUUUUUCCCCCUUUUCUUCGUUCUUCCUCGUCUGGACACUGUUCAACUGUGUGGAACUUAAAGCCAUGGAAUUAAAAAAAAAAAUACAUAUA
Lagopus muta (rock ptarmigan) is the source of this 3115-nucleotide messenger RNA. It is a transcript of the gene PHOSPHO1, whose product is annotated as phosphoethanolamine/phosphocholine phosphatase 1. The record is from RefSeq and is a predicted model, not a curated record. Gene Ontology annotation, biological process: bone mineralization involved in bone maturation. The transcript is spliced from 4 exons. Lineage: Eukaryota; Metazoa; Chordata; Aves; Galliformes; Phasianidae. The coding region runs from base 1033 to 1839 and encodes 268 amino acids. Gene Ontology annotation, molecular function: phosphatase activity.